Molecule: messenger RNA, 396 nt
Organism: Pediculus humanus corporis (human body louse)
Lineage: Eukaryota; Metazoa; Arthropoda; Insecta; Psocodea; Pediculidae
Exons: 2
Coding region: 1-396 (131 amino acids)
Source: RefSeq, a predicted model, not a curated record
AUGAAACCAAAAUUAUUAUUAGCACAGGAAAAAUUUUGUAAAAUUCGUACGAAAAUAGUUAAUCAACUUGAACUUGUUAAAAAUCUAUCUCGAACGAAACGUAACGAAUGUGAAAAUAUAUUAGAUUUAAGGAGACAAUUGCAAAGAGCAGAAGAAUUUUCAAUUAGAUUUUCCCGUAAUAAUUUAUACGAAACUAAAAGAAUAAUUAAAGAAAUAGAAAAAAUUCUCACUUCAUCUUUUGAUAAUAUUCAACCACAAGAAAGUAAAUCCCUGAGCAAAAAAAUUAUUUUAGGUUAUCAAGCAGCUUCACAAUCAUUACAAACAUAUGCUAAUUACAUAAAAAAUCCUAAUUGUUUUCCUCUUGCAAAUCAAUAUUUUCAUCUUCAGAAGAAAUAA